This is a messenger RNA of Morone saxatilis (striped sea-bass), 1669 nucleotides long. RefSeq names its product deoxyguanosine kinase (gene dguok). The coding region runs from base 382 to 1368 and encodes 328 amino acids. The transcript is spliced from 7 exons. NCBI's taxonomy places the organism in Eukaryota, Metazoa, Chordata, Actinopteri, Moronidae. The record is from RefSeq and is a predicted model, not a curated record. Gene Ontology annotation, cellular component: mitochondrion; cytoplasm. Gene Ontology annotation, molecular function: deoxynucleoside kinase activity.
AACAAGCAGGAUACGGUUUGUCAAAAUGCUUUUAUUGCGAAAGUACAGAACUUGUACACCGGAAGUGAUUCCUGUUGCUACUGUUUGUAGCAUUUGGACACAUUUUUAUAUAAAGUUAUUCUACUAAUUUCACCUACCGGCAGUAAAUAUGCGAGGCACGAAAAAGUGAGCGCAAUUCAAGCGAUAUAUCGGUGUUCAUAAAUGUAGGAACAGUUGCACAUAUAGCUGUAAAUCGAUGAUUGAUAACGAAAGUUCAUGUCAGCUACGUCCUGGAGAUGAUUAGCGAGCUACCAUGAGGUUGUCUCACUAACGUCAGCCGGCACCAGGUGACAUGCAAAUACAUGUUGUAAUCCUUAUGUACUUGUAUUUAUUUAUAUCAUAAUGUCUACUCUGUAUCGAUGCGCUCUUUUGUACCGUGUUUCUACAUUAAAGCAGCAGACAGGUUUGAUACAGCUCAUGAGAUUUGGGCACAAUGCGCCUCCUUCAUCGUGGAAGACACCUAACACCGUCUGGGGAGUUGGAAACACGGCCAUAACUCAGACAAAUAACCUCAGCACCAUGGCCAGUAAGUCAGGGAGGCUCAGUUUUUCUUGUUCAAGGUGCUUUUCAAGUUCAACUAAGGCUGGAUCCGCUCGAGUAAAGAGAGUUUCUAUCGAGGGCAACAUUGCUGUUGGAAAGUCGACUUUUGCAAGACUGUUGCAGUCAGCUUGUCCAGACUGGGAGGUGGUGGCAGAACCUGUAAGCAAGUGGCAGAACAUUGAGAGUGGUACCUCAAAGGGGACAGACGGGUCCCCCCAGACAACAGUCAGCAACCUGCUUGAGAUGAUGUACCAGGACCCUCAGCGCUGGUCGUACACGUUUCAGACGUAUUCCUGUAUGAGCCGGCUGAGAACUCAGCUGCAGCCUCCUCCUGCUCACCUGCUCAGCUCAGAGGGAACACCUGUCCAGGUGUAUGAGCGCUCAGUCUACAGUGACAGAUACAUCUUUGCCCUGAACAUGUUUGAUCUGGGUUGUAUCAACUCUACAGAGUGGGCAGUCUACCAGGACUGGCACUCCCUCCUGGUGGAGCAGUUUGGACACCAGGUGGAGCUGGAGGGCAUCAUCUACCUCAGAGCCCCACCUCAGAAAUGUAUGGAGCGUCUGGAGCGCCGGGGAAGGGCAGAAGAGAAGGGAGUGAAACUGGACUAUCUGAAUAAGCUACACGUUCAACAUGAGAGGUGGCUUGUUGAGAAGAGCACUGAAAUACAUUUUGAGAAGUUGAAACAGAUCCCUGUGUUACAACUCGAUGCCAGUGUGGAGUUUCAGAGUGACCCAGAGGUGCGGGAGCAGUUUAUAACCAAGGUGAAGAACUUCUUCAAUGCUUUAUAAGAAGAUCAGCAGCGGGAAACGGAUGAGACCAGUCAGUCAAGUGUGUUAACUGACACAUAACUACACACAAGUCUCAUAGAGUGAAAUAUAAAGUAAUAUAAAAGUUUUUCUCUUUUUGUUUAGCUGCUGUCUUUACAGGACCAUACUACAUAAAACACACAGUUUUGUCUAUUUAAAUGUGUUGCUUCUAAAGAGACUUUUAGAUUGUUACAUCUUUUGUUGUUAUUUUAUGUGUUGUAUCAUGGUUUUGAAGUUACUUCUUGUACUGUCGAUUUAAUUUGAAAUCUGUAACACAAUAAUU